GCAAAAUCAAUACAAAUUUUUCAGUUUUUUAACGAUGUUGUUUCAAUGAACUUUCAUUACAAUUAAACAAAAAUUUAAAAAAUCUGAACCGGUUACGUUUGAGUUCGAGUUGUUUUAAGACACCUUUCGAGGGAUGCACAAAAAAGAGUUUUCUUGUGUUCAAAAGAUGAACAAGUAUGCCUGAACAAAGUAACGAUUACAGAGUAGUCGUAUUCGGGGCAGGAGGGGUUGGCAAAAGCUCCCUGGUAUUGAGGUUUGUCAAAGGUACCUUUCGAGAAAGCUACAUACCGACCAUAGAAGACACAUACCGACAAGUGAUAAGUUGCAACAAAAAUAUAUGUACUCUCCAAAUUACGGACACAACUGGUUCCCACCAAUUUCCAGCCAUGCAACGGUUGUCCAUCAGCAAGGGCCAUGCGUUUAUCUUGGUAUACUCUGUGUGCAGUCGUCAGAGCCUUGAAGAACUGCGACCAAUCUUUGAUGUCAUUCGUGAACUCAAGGGGCCAGAUCUGAGUCAGAUUCCCAUCAUGCUGACAGGGAACAAGUGUGAUGAGAGUGCCGAGUUGAGAGAGGUGAGCACCUCAGAGGGCCAAGCACAGGCAGCGGAAUGGGGAGUUAGUUUUAUGGAAACGUCCGCCAAGACCAACCACAAUGUCAAACAGUUGUUCCAGGAACUGCUCAAUUUAGAAAAGUCUCGCAACGUCAGUCUCCAGGUCGGAGGUAAAACCAACAGUCGAGUGGCUAAAGAUAAAUGCGUAGUUAUGUAAGAAGCCUAGAGCUUAUCGAUAGCGGUUAUCGGAUUUCAUUCAGUUUUUUGAGUUGCCAUUCAUGUUUUUGCAUGCAGAUAUAGUAAUAUGAUACCUAGAACAUCGAAGUAAUAAUUUAGAAGCAUUGAAAUUUACACUUGGGAUUCAAAUAUCUCGAAUGCAUUCUGUUCUUCCUCUUUUUCAGGCUUGUUAGAAAGAUUGACUCUGAUCUCGAAUAUUAUUUUCUUUUCUUUGAGAUGAAAUAUGUUAUGCAUAGAUAAUGGUGGUGCUUGUUUUAAAUAUCAUAUUCUGUGUUCUUCAGAAAAUUGUAAAAAACUUGCUAUUUCGUGCCAUAAUUAGGUUAAAUCCGUUCACAAAAUUUUCUGCUUGAAUUGAAAUAUUUUACUAUAUCAAUAUAACAAAAUUUUGGAGGACAUUUUUUUUUCAUUCUCUCAAUAUUUACAUAUUUCAUUAUUUCUUUUGAAGUAAGUUUUACUUUAUGAUUGAUAUGGUGUUAUCAUGAAUUAUGUGCCAUAUUUCUUACAUGUUCAGAAUGUGUCAAAUAUCAAUCAGUGAUUUAGGUAAAUAUUACACUAAAAAUGUUCAUCAGUAAAAUUACUUGACAUGCUUGCCAAGUUUUUGUUGGUAUUAGUCAUUGAUUUGUCAAUAACAACGCUUCUCAGUGUCAUAUAUUUUAGAAAAAUUCUAAUCUUUUUCUUAUUGGCAAAAAUUUGAUAUAUAGUCAAAA
Messenger RNA from Leptinotarsa decemlineata (Colorado potato beetle), 1494 nucleotides. RefSeq names its product GTP-binding protein Di-Ras2. Lineage: Eukaryota; Metazoa; Arthropoda; Insecta; Coleoptera; Chrysomelidae. The record is from RefSeq and is a predicted model, not a curated record. Gene Ontology annotation, cellular component: membrane. Gene Ontology annotation, molecular function: GTP binding; GTPase activity. Gene Ontology annotation, biological process: signal transduction.